Ceutorhynchus assimilis (cabbage seed weevil) is the source of this 4359-nucleotide messenger RNA. The record is from the annotation of a GenBank genome assembly. NCBI's taxonomy places the organism in Eukaryota, Metazoa, Arthropoda, Insecta, Coleoptera, Curculionidae.
AUGUUUUCAAAUUAUCAAUUGAUAUUGAUAUUAGAUAUGGUCAAAAUCAUGCUCAGAAGUUUCAUAUUUGAAUUAGGAGCUCCAAAGACGGAUCUCGCUCCAUCCUAAAAGUAGGCUUGAGCCGGCACUGACCUGCUGUACCUAUACACCUAUACCUAAACUUUUUUGACAUAGCGUGACUAGUGUCAUACCACAAAUAUACAAAUAGUUUAAAAAUCUCGCAAAUAAAAUGCAAUAUGAUAUGGAUAGGCCCCAUGGCUUUCGAGCAGGUCAAAGGUUUAGAAAAAGGAAAAAAGAUUCUACCAAACCCAUGCAUCAAUUGUUGGACGAAAUCGAACUGACCCAACUUCACCAAUUGUUUGAAAAAGAAGAAGGAAGAAGAAUGACCAAAGAUAAACUAAUAAAUAAUUUAUCGACAGUAGCCAGAAUAGAAUACCCGAAGGAGGUAAUGGACAGCGAAUUUUUGAGAAUGAAUGCUACAUGCAACGGAUUUGUAACAUGGGAUGAAUUUAUUUCCUACUUGAUCCUUGGUUUCGAGCAACAAGAAGUGAGCACCGAAUAUAAAUCACUCGAUGCUCCAAUCCCAACAGGCCCUACGAUGAUCAAAAGCCAUCACAGACAUCCAAUCAAUCGGGUAACAUUUUAUCCUACAGUCAAGCCAGAUAGAAGUCAUAACUUUCAUAAUGGCAGCAUAAUGACUUGCAGUCGUGACGGUAUAAUAAACUACUGGACCUUGGACAUGACGUUGGAAAGACAAGUGGUAUCCACUUGUCCCAAAUUGAAAAUCAAAAGUACUUGGGUAACUGAUUUAGUUGUUUUGCCAGACGUUAGCGUGAUUUGUACGUCUUCUAGUGAGCGGGAUUUGAGAUUCUAUGAUACGUCAGCAAGAAAAUUCGAACUAAGAGUCAUAAUGAGUUUCUUAAACUACGCCGUGACUACAAUGUAUUAUAAAUUCUAUCAAGAUGAAGAAAUAGAAUCUAAACUGGUGUUGGGAGACAUGGGAGGCGGUGUAACCAUAUUAUAUAUAAAUACCCUUGGUAGAGGACCAUUCAAAUCCCAACCUGGAAUACUUUUGCUCGACGUCAAGUGGUCGCAGGUCGCUUCAGGAUCCGUUAAACAUUUCUCGGUCAAAUACUAUCCACACGUUCACAACGACUUUGUCCGGCAAGUGUCUUUUUAUUCCACUUUGCACUGCGUGGUAUCGUGCGCUCAGUGCCCUAAACAAGGAUUUUUAAUGACUGAUAUUAUUGACAGUAGUACUGUAUACAACUAUAAAAUUACUGCUGGAGUUUGGUGCUUUUCAUUCGAUGAAGAAAUUCACAUUGUAGCAACAGGCGGUCCCGAUUGUUUAAUAAGAAUAUGGAACCCGUUCGUACCAAACAGACCCACCAGUGUUUUUUACGGCCAUCACGCUGGCAUAGUCCAACUAGUAUUCCAAGAUAUGGGAAAAAUGUUAUACAGUCUGUCCAAAGACAAAUGCAUCAAAGUUUGGGACAUACCGAUGCACGAUUGCGUACAAACUUAUUUGGACUUGCCCGCAAAGCUUGGCGAAAGAAGCGAUUUGAAUGCAUUGUAUAAUCCGGAAUCCAGGCAAUUGAUUAUCGGCAGUGUUAUGAUAGCGAUUAUACCGUUGAGUCCGAAACAGAGCAGCGAACAUACGGAUGGAAAUACACAUUCGAGUGGGAUAUCGGUUGUUUUAUAUAACAAGUUAUUCAAGCUGCUCAUUACAUGUGGCUUAGACAGUUACAUAAUCGUAUGGAAUCCAUUUGACGGUAGACGUUUGCUGGUAAUAAAAGAAUGUCAUACAAGAAUGUUGUAUGGAGAGAGUAUAAGCGUUGAAAUAACCGCUGCUACAUUCGAUCCUGGAUAUCAACGAUUAUUAACAGGUGCUCAUGAUGGUACAUUAAAAAUAUGGAACUUCAAUACUGGCACGUGUUUGAGAAAUAUGAACAUAGAAACUUGGUGCGAGGUUCAAUGUGUAAUUUGGGUAAAAGGUAGAAUUUUGGCUAUGGGAUGGAACAAAAGAGUGACCGAAUUUGCGGAUACAGGGGAAGCUGUUGGUCCAGAGGGGGCUUUCAGCAAAAAUUGGGACUUGAGACAUACUGAGGAUAUUAGUGCGGGAGCCGUUCGGACUUACGAAACAUUAGCUACAAGCUCAUACGCGGGUGAACUUUUGCUCUGGCGAUUGGAAACCGGUCAACCCUACAAGAAGUUUCUAGUUUCUCAACCUACUGAACGCAUCAAAAUUCAUUUCACUGUCGAGAAAAGUCGAGAUAAACGAGAAGGGUCUAUAAGUUCAACGCAUUAUUCAGAUGGAAGAAGAGCAUCAGGAAGAUCAACAAGAGCAUCACUGUACAGCAGUAGAUUCACUUCCCAGGCUAAACGGCAAACAUUAAGACCGUCUGCUGAAAAAACACUUUUCGGACCAAAAAUAAUGGGUCGAAAGGGACGCCUUUCAAUAAUCCAAAUGCCAGAAGAGUGUUUCAAUUUGCGAAGAUUAGCGGUCCAUUGUUUGCUGUUUCUUUGUGCUAGGAAAACUCACCCGCAAGUGGGCACACUUUUGGUGGCUUUAGAAAAUGGCGUUAUUCAAGUCUGGAAUCAUCACAUUUCUGGUGGUUUCAUCACCUCGUUUUCGGCGGUACAUAAAUCUGGCGAUUACGUUAUCGCGAUGACUUCUGAUGAAAAAAAUGAAUUUUUAUUUAUAGGUACAACAGCUGGUUACAUCAAAACCUGGCUCAUGAAAAAUUUUUGCGUUUUGCCCGAAGAAAAAGAACACAUUUGCAUGCCAAAAUAUAGACUGCAAUUCCCGUUUAUGUGGGGCGACAGGUUUGUAGGUAGAGCCAAAAGAAUGAUACAAGGACAAGCUUUACCUAUUUUAUUGAAUAGCUACAAAGGUCAUUUCAUGCCAGUGUCCGAAUUAGCAUAUAUUGAAGAAUGCCAAAUUUUAGUAAGUUGUAGUGCAGAUUUUAGCGCAAGAAUGUGGACUCUAAGCGGUAGAUACAUUCAAACUAUUGGCACCUUCAAAGAAUGGAAAAGCCUCGAUCCAAAAGGAAAAUGUUUCGAAGACUUUGAUUAUACAAUUCCGCCUGACAUAAGAAGAAUUGCCAGUUCCACUACGCUACGGGUAUUAAUGGGUGGCUCAUUUGCUAAAAGACUUACCAUCAAACAAUUGCAAAGGCAAGCUCAGAGCGAUCUUAUUCAUAUUGAUCACAAGAAAAUAUUUGGGAGUCGUAAAUCGGAUCCUAUACUUGGUCAAUAUUAUGAUAUACCCCAGAGGACUACUAGUCCUAAAGAUGUGACGUUUGAUACAACUUUCUCAUACAUUCCCGUUUACCAACAUCUUCGUAUGCCAGCGCCCGUUUCAGUUAAAAUUCCUACAGCACCCUCAAUAAGGCGAUCAGAUGAAACAUUCAAAUCGGGUAAUAGCCGAAGAGGAUCUAAACCGAAACCGACAGGCCACAUUGAAAAAAAAGAAUUGAAAACAAUAAAAUAUUAUUAAAUUUUAUAUAUAUAUAUAUAUAUACAUGUAUAGGUAUUUAAUCAUUUGCUGUAUAUAUGCCUAUACGAUUUUAACAAAAAUAAAUAAAAUUCUGAUACAUUUUUAUCAAACAACAAUAAUAAUUAAUCAUUGAGCGAAUUUGCUACUAAAUUUUUAAGCAAUACUCUUUUACCAAAUAGUGUCCUAUGGAACAUUGUUACAAUUUAAUUGACUUUGAGUGAGAUGAGAUGACUAUUGAAUAUUUUUCUUUCUAAGAGUACCUAUAAUAAUUAGGGUAAUAUAAAGCACAAGACUAUAUUGCCUAUUAUGAAUCUACUGAAGGAGUUUUGAAAUGACUGUUGUCUGUCUAGCUUUAUAAUUUUUGAGUGGAGAAUUUCAUGGGAGUUAUACCAGAGAUGGUUUUUAGAAAUAGUUAAAAUGUUAUCUUAAUGGGUUUUACAAACAUAUGACGAUUCUGGGAACGAUAACUAAUCUAGUCGAGAAUUAAGGGAUAGCACUUAAAGCAAAAAAUGUAUCAAAUUUUAUAGUUUCAAGUCAAAUAUAAGCCAAAAUUGACAAAUGUAUUAGACAAAAUUAUUUGUUCUCCUAGAUAAACACCAAAUGUGAUUCUAAUCUGUAGCUGCACCAAAUCAUGACAUAUGUUUGUAAUAAAGUAUAGAACGUAAUUCCCAACGUUUUAUGACGAAUCCAGAUGUCAGAGAACUGAUACUGAACAAUGAUUACGGAAACCAGAUUUUCCAAGAUACAAUAACAAAAAAUUCUAUAGUAAUAGGAGAAUCAAGGGUGAAAUGAAAACUGUAGGAAUUAAAUGUUAUUAACAAAUAAGAUAAUAAAGGAGAUAGUUAACUACUCAAUUAUUU